AUGAUUAAGAAAAAUAAUAUUAUCUCAAAUAUUACUACGUAUUCUAGAAACAACAGGAAUGCAGAUAAAUUUUUAGUUAUUAUCGAUUUAAUACAUUCAAAGAAAUACUAUAAGAAAGAGAAAAUGAGGACAUUUUCUUUCCCUAUAAAAUUUUUUAUAUUUACUUAUUUAAUUUGGAUAUUACAUUGCUUUAAUAAUAGUACUUCAUGUAAAUUAUGGAUUAAGAAGCACCGUCUAGAAAAUAUUUUAAAUUUAAAAGCUAACAGAUUCUUGUCAGAAAAUGAAAAUGAACCGGAAUCAAAACUUGAGUUUGAAAUAAAAAUUUUAGAUGUAAUAGAAGACAUGCAUAUGAGGCCGAAUGCAUCGGAAGCAACUUCAAAAUUUGAAAUACAAAAAAUAGAUCCAGACAAUGAAACAAAAGUAAUGCAAAAAAAAAAUUAUGAAAAAAAAGUUUCCAGGAAUAAAUUAGAAAUGUGUAAACAUAUCUUAUAUAUAUCUUACUUAUAUUCUAUAGUUAUUCUUCCAUUACCUUUAGUUGCGUUAGCUUCUUAUAGUUUUAUUGUUGAUAGUUCAAUAUGGGAACUAUAUAAGUCAUGGAUAAUGUUAGUUGCUAUCAAUCUUUUUUUAAAUUUAAUUAAUAUUAUGUAUUUAUAUAAAAAUAAGAAAAAUAGAUGA
Molecule: messenger RNA, 675 nt
Organism: Plasmodium relictum
Lineage: Eukaryota; Apicomplexa; Aconoidasida; Haemosporida; Plasmodiidae
Product: Plasmodium exported protein, unknown function
Exons: 2
Coding region: 1-675 (224 amino acids)
Source: RefSeq, a predicted model, not a curated record